This is a messenger RNA of Gadus macrocephalus (Pacific cod), 7631 nucleotides long. RefSeq names its product pre-mRNA processing factor 8 (gene prpf8). Gene Ontology annotation, cellular component: U5 snRNP; catalytic step 2 spliceosome. Gene Ontology annotation, biological process: spliceosomal tri-snRNP complex assembly; mRNA splicing, via spliceosome. The transcript has 42 exons. Gene Ontology annotation, molecular function: U1 snRNA binding; metallopeptidase activity; pre-mRNA intronic binding. The record is from RefSeq and is a predicted model, not a curated record. Lineage: Eukaryota; Metazoa; Chordata; Actinopteri; Gadiformes; Gadidae. Bases 176 to 7192 code for a protein of 2338 amino acids.
GUGAAUACCAGUUGCGUCUCUUAACGUCCAUCGUGUGGCGGUGUCGUUCACCGUGCGUGCUGCCUCAAGGAAACACAACCAGCGGAGAAGUCUACUCAGUUAUACAAAAGAAAUGUGGUAGUGUGGAAGAUCCAGACUUUGAGGAUCAACAUUUGACUCUGAAGUUGUAAGGGGCAUGGCAGCGUCUUUCGCUUACAGAGGGGUCCCCGGAGGCAUGCCUCCAGGCGUCCCCCCUCCAGCCUCCAUCCCCGACUUCAUGUCCGAGGAAAAACUUCAAGAAAAAGCGAGAAAAUGGCAGCAGUUGCAGGCCAAGCGGUACUCAGAGAAAAGGAAGUUUGGAUUUGUGGAUGCCCAGAAGGAGGACAUGCCACCCGAGCAUGUCCGCAAAAUCAUCAGGGACCAUGGUGACAUGACCAACAGGAAGUUCCGCCACGACAAGAGGGUCUACCUUGGGGCGUUGAAGUAUAUGCCCCAUGCCGUGCUGAAGCUGCUGGAGAACAUGCCCAUGCCCUGGGAACAGAUCCGAGAUGUGCCAGUGCUUUACCACAUCACUGGAGCCAUCUCCUUCGUCAAUGAGAUCCCCUGGGUGAUUGAGCCGGUCUACAUCGCACAAUGGGGAGCCAUGUGGAUCAUGAUGCGUCGUGAGAAGCGUGACCGUCGGCACUUCAAGCGCAUGCGUUUCCCGCCGUUUGAUGACGAGGAGCCGCCGCUGGACUACGCAGACAACAUCCUGGAUGUGGAGCCGCUGGAGGCCAUCCAGAUGGAGCUGGACCUGGAAGAGGACUCCUCCGUCGCCGAAUGGUUCUACGAGCACCAGCCCCUCAAGGACGCCACAAAGUUUGUGAACGGCACCACCUACCGUCGCUGGCAGUUCACGCUCCCUAUGAUGUCCACCCUCUACCGCCUGGCUAAUCAGCUGCUCACAGACCUGGUGGAUUACAACUACUUCUAUCUGUUUGACCUCAAGGCCUUCUUCACUUCCAAGGCUCUCAACAUGGCCAUCCCCGGAGGGCCCAAGUUUGAGCCGCUGGUCAGGGACAUUAACCUCCAGGAUGAGGACUGGAAUGAGUUCAAUGACAUCAACAAGAUCAUCAUCAGACAGCCAAUCAGGACAGAGUACAAAAUCGCCUUCCCCUACCUGUACAACAACCUCCCACAUCACGUCCACCUCACCUGGUACCACACUCCAAAUGUGGUGUUCAUCAAGACGGAGGACCCUGAUCUGCCAGCCUUCUACUUUGAUCCCCUGAUCAACCCCAUCUCCCACCGGCACUCUGUCAAGAGUCAAGAGCCUCUGCCUGAUGACGAUGAGGAGUUUGAGCUGCCUGAGUACGUGGAGCCCUUCCUCAAGGACACUCCUCUCUACACGGACCACACCGCCAACGGCAUCGCUCUGCUCUGGGCGCCACGCCCCUUCAACCUGCGCUCUGGGCGGACCAGGCGAGCAAUUGACAUCCCUCUCAUCAAGAACUGGUAUCGUGAGCACUGCCCUGCCGGCCAGCCUGUGAAAGUGCGCGUGUCCUACCAGAAACUGCUGAAGUACUACGUGCUCAACGCUCUCAAACAGAGGCCACCAAAGGCCCAGAAGAAGAGGUACCUGUUCCGUUCCUUCAAGGCCACCAAGUUCUUCCAGUCCACCAAGCUGGAUUGGGUGGAGGUGGGGUUGCAGGUCUGCAGACAGGGCUACAACAUGCUCAAUCUGCUGAUCCAUCGUAAGAACCUCAACUACCUGCAUCUGGACUACAACUUCAACCUCAAGCCUGUCAAGACGCUCACCACAAAGGAGCGUAAGAAGUCCAGGUUCGGUAACGCUUUCCAUCUGUGCAGAGAGGUGCUGCGUCUCAGCAAACUGGUUGUUGACAGCCAUGUUCAGUACAGACUGGGAAACGUUGACGCAUUCCAGCUGUCCGACGGGAUCCAGUACAUCUUUGCCCACGUGGGCCAGCUGACGGGCAUGUACCGUUACAAGUACAAGCUGAUGAGACAGAUCCGCAUGUGCAAGGACCUCAAGCACCUCAUCUACUACCGCUUCAACACCGGACCAGUGGGUAAAGGUCCAGGCUGUGGCUUCUGGGCUCCUGGCUGGAGAGUGUGGCUCUUCUUCAUGAGGGGCAUCACCCCUCUGCUGGAGAGGUGGCUGGGCAACCUGCUGGCCAGGCAGUUUGAAGGGCGUCACUCCAAGGGCGUGGCCAAGACGGUGACCAAGCAGCGUGUGGAGUCCCACUUUGACCUGGAGCUGCGUGCCGCCGUCAUGCACGACAUCCUGGACAUGAUGCCCGAGGGCAUCAAGCAGAACAAGGCCAGGACCAUCCUGCAGCACCUCAGCGAGUCCUGGAGGUGCUGGAAGGCCAACAUCCCCUGGAAGGUGCCCGGCCUGCCCACCCCCAUCGAGAACAUGAUCCUCCGCUACGUCAAGGCCAAGGCUGACUGGUGGACCAACACGGCCCACUACAACAGGGAGCGCAUCCGCCGCGGUGCCACUGUGGACAAGACGGUGUGCAAGAAGAACCUGGGCAGGCUGACCCGGCUCUACCUCAAGGCGGAGCAGGAGAGGCAGCACAACUACCUGAAGGAUGGCCCCUACAUCACAGCAGAGGAGGCCGUGGCCAUCUACACCACCACGGUGCAUUGGCUGGAGAGCAGGCGCUUCUCCCCCAUCCCCUUCCCCCCGCUGUCCUACAAACACGACACCAAGCUGCUCAUCCUGGCCCUGGAGCGGCUCAAGGAGGCCUACAGUGUCAAGUCUCGUCUGAACCAGUCCCAGAGGGAGGAGCUGGGUCUCAUCGAGCAGGCCUAUGACAACCCCCACGAAGCCCUGUCCAGGAUCAAACGUCACCUGCUCACCCAGCGAGCCUUCAAGGAGGUGGGCAUCGAGUUCAUGGACCUGUACAGCCACCUGGUGCCGGUGUACGACGUGGAGCCCCUGGAGAAGAUCACAGACGCCUACCUGGACCAGUACCUCUGGUACGAGGCGGACAAGAGGCGGCUGUUCCCGCCAUGGAUCAAGCCGGCCGACACCGAACCCCCACCGCUACUGGUGUACAAGUGGUGCCAAGGUAUCAACAACCUGCAGGACGUGUGGGAGAUGACGGAGGGCGAGUGCAACGUCAUGCUGGAGUCCCGCUACGAGAAGAUGUACGAGAAGAUCGAUCUGACGCUGCUCAACAGGCUGCUGCGUCUCAUCGUGGACCACAACAUUGCUGACUACAUGACAGCCAAGAACAACGUGGUCAUCAACUACAAGGACAUGAAUCACACCAACUCGUACGGCAUCAUCCGAGGGCUGCAGUUUGCCUCGUUCAUCGUGCAGUACUACGGCCUGGUCAUGGACCUCCUGGUGCUGGGUCUGCACCGGGCCAGCGAGAUGGCCGGCCCGCCCCAGAUGCCCAACGACUUCCUCAGCUUCCAGGACACGGCCACCGAGAGCGCUCACCCCAUCCGCCUCUACUGCCGCUACAUCGACCGCAUACACAUCUUCUUCAGGUUUACAGCGGACGAGGCCAGAGAUCUGAUCCAGAGGUACCUGACGGAGCAUCCGGACCCCAACAACGAGAACAUCGUGGGCUACAACAACAAGAAGUGCUGGCCCCGCGACGCUCGCAUGAGGCUGAUGAAGCACGACGUCAACCUAGGGCGUGCUGUGUUCUGGGACAUCAAGAACCGCCUGCCCCGCUCGGUCACCACGGUGCAGUGGGAGAACAGCUUUGUGUCCGUGUACAGCAAGGACAACCCCAACCUGCUCUUCAACAUGUGUGGCUUCGAGUGCCGCAUCCUGCCCAAGUGCCGCACCAGCUACGAGGAGUUCACACACAAAGACGGAGUCUGGAAUCUGCAGAAUGAGGUGACCAAAGAGAGAACAGCACAGUGUUUCCUGCGCGUGGACGAUGAGUCCAUGCAGCGCUUCCACAACAGAGUCCGCCAGAUCCUCAUGGCCUCUGGGUCCACCACAUUCACCAAGAUUGUGAACAAGUGGAACACGGCUCUGAUCGGUCUGAUGACGUACUUCCGCGAGGCGGUGGUCAACACCCAGGAGCUGCUGGACCUGCUGGUCAAGUGCGAGAACAAGAUUCAGACGCGUAUCAAGAUUGGCCUCAACUCCAAGAUGCCCAGUCGUUUCCCCCCUGUGGUCUUCUACACCCCCAAAGAGCUGGGCGGCCUGGGCAUGUUGUCCAUGGGCCACGUGCUCAUCCCUCAGUCAGAUCUGCGGUGGUCCAAGCAGACGGACGUGGGCAUCACUCACUUCCGUUCUGGAAUGAGCCACGAGGAAGACCAACUGAUCCCUAACUUGUACCGCUACAUCCAGCCCUGGGAGAGCGAGUUCAUCGACUCCCAGAGAGUGUGGGCAGAGUACGCCCUCAAGAGACAGGAGGCCAUCGCCCAGAACAGGCGUCUGACCCUGGAGGACUUGGAGGACUCCUGGGACAGGGGCAUCCCCCGCAUCAACACUCUGUUCCAGAAGGACAGACACACGCUGGCCUACGACAAGGGCUGGAGGGUCAGGACCGACUUCAAACAGUAUCAGGUGCUGAAGCAGAACCCCUUCUGGUGGACCCAUCAGAGGCACGACGGCAAGCUGUGGAAUUUGAACAACUACCGUACCGACAUGAUCCAGGCUCUGGGCGGCGUGGAGGGCAUCCUGGAGCACACCCUGUUCAAAGGCACCUACUUCCCCACCUGGGAGGGUCUCUUCUGGGAGAAGGCCAGUGGUUUUGAGGAGUCCAUGAAAUGGAAGAAGCUGACCAACGCCCAGAGAUCUGGUCUCAACCAGAUCCCCAACCGUCGCUUCACACUCUGGUGGUCGCCCACCAUCAACAGAGCCAACGUCUACGUGGGCUUCCAGGUGCAGCUUGACCUGACGGGCAUCUUCAUGCAUGGCAAGAUCCCCACGCUGAAGAUCUCCCUCAUUCAGAUCUUCAGGGCUCACUUGUGGCAGAAGAUCCACGAGAGCGUGGUGAUGGAUCUCUGCCAGGUGUUUGACCAGGAGCUGGACGCUCUGGAGAUCGAGACGGUGCAGAAGGAAACCAUCCAUCCCAGGAAGUCCUACAAGAUGAACUCCUCCUGUGCAGACAUCCUCCUCUUCGCCUCCUACAAGUGGAACGUCUCCAGGCCCUCACUGCUCGCCGACUCAAAGGACGUGAUGGACAGCACCACCACUCAGAAGUACUGGAUCGACAUUCAGCUGCGCUGGGGAGACUACGACUCCCACGACAUUGAGCGCUACGCCAGGGCCAAGUUCCUGGACUACACCACCGACAACAUGAGUAUCUACCCCUCCCCCACAGGGGUGCUCAUCGCCCUCGACCUGGCCUACAACCUCCACAGCGCGUACGGUAACUGGUUCCCCGGAGGCAAGCCUCUGAUCCAGCAGGCCAUGGCCAAGAUCAUGAAGGCCAACCCCGCCCUGUAUGUGCUGAGGGAGCGCAUCCGCAAAGGGCUGCAGCUGUACUCCUCCGAGCCCACCGAGCCCUACCUCUCCUCGCAGAACUACGGAGAGCUCUUCUCCAACCAGAUCAUCUGGUUCGUAGACGACACCAACGUCUACCGUGUCACCAUCCACAAGACCUUUGAGGGUAACUUGACCACAAAGCCCAUCAAUGGAGCCAUCUUCAUCUUCAACCCCAGGACUGGCCAGCUCUUCCUCAAGAUCAUCCACACGUCUGUGUGGGCCGGCCAGAAACGUCUUGGACAGCUGGCUAAAUGGAAGACUGCUGAGGAAGUUGCUGCCCUGAUUCGAUCCCUCCCUGUGGAGGAGCAGCCCAAGCAGAUCAUCGUGACCAGGAAGGGCAUGUUGGACCCUCUUGAGGUUCACUUGCUUGAUUUCCCCAACAUCGUCAUCAAAGGCUCUGAGCUCCAGCUGCCCUUCCAGGCCUGUCUCAAGGUGGAGAAGUUCGGAGAUCUGAUCCUGAAGGCCACCGAGCCCCAGAUGGUUCUGUUCAACCUCUACGACGACUGGCUGAAGACCAUCUCUUCCUACACAGCCUUCUCUCGUCUCAUCCUCAUCCUGAGGGCGCUCCACGUCAACAACGACAGGGCCAAGGUGAUCCUGAAACCAGACAAGACGACCAUCACAGAGCCCCAUCACAUCUGGCCAACCCUCACGGAUGAGGAAUGGAUCAAGGUGGAGGUGCAGCUCAAAGAUCUGAUCCUGGCUGACUACGGAAAGAAGAACAACGUGAACGUGGCCUCCCUGACCCAGUCUGAGAUCAGAGACAUCAUCCUGGGUAUGGAGAUAUCCGCUCCCUCCCAGCAACGCCAGCAGAUCGCGGAGAUCGAGAAGCAGACCAAGGAGCAGUCCCAGCUCACCGCCACCCAGACCCGCACCGUCAACAAGCACGGUGACGAGAUCAUCACCUCCACCACCUCCAACUACGAGACGCAGACCUUCUCCUCCAAGACCGAAUGGAGGGUCAGGGCUAUAUCUGCUGCCAACCUCCAUCUGAGGACAAACCACAUCUACGUUUCCUCUGACGACAUCAAGGAGACGGGCUACACCUACAUCCUGCCCAAGAACGUCCUGAAGAAGUUCAUCUGCAUCUCUGACCUGCGAGCACAGAUCGCCGGCUACCUCUAUGGCACCAGUCCCCCGGACAACCCCCAGGUGAAGGAGAUCCGCUGCAUCGUAAUGGUGCCCCAGUGGGGAACUCACCAGACGGUCCACCUGCCCAACCAGCUCCCAGGACACGAGUACCUCAAGGAGAUGGAGCCUCUUGGCUGGAUCCACACGCAGCCCAACGAGUCUCCUCAGCUGUCCCCCCAGGACGUCACCACCCACGCCAAGGUCAUGGCUGACAACCCUUCAUGGGACGGAGAGAAAACCAUCAUCAUCACCUGCAGCUUCACUCCUGGCUCGUGCACGCUGACCGCCUACAAGCUGACGCCCAGCGGAUACGAGUGGGGUCGACAGAACACGGACAAGGGCAACAACCCCAAGGGUUACCUGCCGUCCCACUACGAGAGGGUCCAGAUGCUGCUCUCUGACCGCUUCCUGGGCUUCUUCAUGGUUCCCGGCCAGGUCUCAUGGAAUUACAACUUCAUGGGUGUCCGCCACGACCCCAACAUGAAGUACGACCUGCAGCUGUCCAACCCCAAGGAGUUCUACCACGAGGUGCACAGGCCCUCUCACUUCCUCAACUUCGCAUCGCUGCAGGAGGGCGAGAUCUACAACGCGGACCGCGAGGAUGUGUACGGCUGAGCGAGGCGGGGGCCAGCCAGCCUGUUCUCAAAGCUCUUUGUAGAUACUUCUGCAGGGUAGCGUUUAGCGCCAGUCCCUGUGCAGGUGGUGUCGUGUUUCUUCUGGCGGAGAAAUGGCAAACCCUGGACAUUGAAAGAAUCCUGUACACAUUUUUUGAUGUUUUCUAUUCUUAUUGCUAGUCCCAAUCCCCAACCUUUUCCUCAAACUGGCUUUCAGAAAGUUUAGAAUUGUCUGUUAUUUGUCAUCUCUGCAUCUGUGCAUUUAUUUGUAGUAUUAUCGUUUUAGUACUCACGUGUGAAUUUAAUUUGUCUUGAAAUUUUGAAUUGUAAUUGCAAAAUCAUUUUUUAUACAAACGACUGUACCAGACGCCAUCUGACUACGUUAUACUGUACGUUGUGUGACGUCGUUGUUGGGGUUAAAUAAAGAAAGGAUUUUACUA